UCUUUAUAUAAUAAUAAUAAUAGUACUUGUAGUACACAUUAUUAUCAUGAUCUAGCUGUAGCACUUCAAUAUCUGGAAUAUCAAAGGUUCACUUCUCCUGCUCAAAAAUAGACAUGGAAUCUCAGACGCCUAACACUACUAUUCACACCUACAAACAACUACAACAACAAGAUCAUGAUGACGAGGAAGAAGCAGAAGAACAAAACAGUGAGAUUCUCAAGAGAAGAAUCUCCAGCCACCCUCUCUAUGGACUGCUGCUUGAAGCUCACCUCGACUGUUUAAAGGUCGGUGAGAUUUCCAAGUUGGAGAGAGAGGUGAAGAUAGAUGAGAUGAAAGCAAGAGAGAAGCAAAAGUUGGACAUGUUGAGUCAACCUGAGCUUGAUCUCUUCAUGGAAGCAUAUUGCUUGUCACUUGGGAAGCUUAAAGAAGCAAUGGUGGAACCACAGCAGAAGUCCAUGGCUUUCAUAAACAACAUGCAUUCACAACUCAGAGAGAUCACUGCACCAUCUUCUGAACCUGCACCACCUUCUGCAUCUUCUAGUCACUGCAAUUUCACAACAAAUUAGCAACACUCUACUUUUUCAGUCUGUAAUAUUAUAUAUAUUCCAGCUAUAUAGCUAGGUUGUUAAUUAAGCCUUCAAUUAUUAUCUUAUCCUUGGUUAAUUAAACUCU
This is a messenger RNA of Vigna unguiculata (cowpea), 672 nucleotides long. Its product is annotated as homeobox protein knotted-1-like 1. The record is from RefSeq and is a predicted model, not a curated record. Gene Ontology annotation, cellular component: nucleus. Lineage: Eukaryota; Viridiplantae; Streptophyta; Magnoliopsida; Fabales; Fabaceae. Gene Ontology annotation, molecular function: DNA binding.